Oncorhynchus masou masou (cherry salmon) is the source of this 801-nucleotide messenger RNA. Its product is annotated as salivary glue protein Sgs-3-like. The transcript has a single exon. Lineage: Eukaryota; Metazoa; Chordata; Actinopteri; Salmoniformes; Salmonidae. Bases 1 to 801 code for a protein of 266 amino acids. The record is from RefSeq and is a predicted model, not a curated record.
AUGAGGUGUGUGUGGCCUGGACUCCUCAACCACAGCACCAAGCCCAACACCAGUACCAAGCACAGCACCAAGCCCAGCACCAAGCCCAGCACCAGCAGCAAGCCCAGCACCAAGCCCAAAACCAGCACCAAGCCCAGCACCAGCAGCAAGCCCAGCACCAAGCCCAAAACCAGCACCAAGCCCAAAACCAGCACCAAGCCCAGCACCAAGCCCAAAACCAGCACCAAGCCCAAAACCAGCACCAAGCCCAGCACCAGCACCAAGCCCAACACCAGCACCAAGCCCAACACCAGUACCAACCACAGCACCAAGCCCAGCACCAGCACCAAGCCCAACACCAGCACCAAGCCCAACACCAAGCCCAGCACCAUGCCCAGCACCAAGCCCAGCACCAAGCCCAGCACCAAGCCCAGCACCAGCACCAAGCCCAGCACCAAGCCCAAAACCAGCACCAGCACCAAGCCCAAAACCAGCACCAAGCCCAGCACCAGCACCAAGCCCAACACCAGCACCAAGCCCAACACCAGUACCAACCACAGCACCAAGCCCAGCACCAGCACCAAGCCCAACACCAGCACCAAGCCCAACACCAAGCCCAGCACCAAGCCCAACACCAAGCCCAGCACCAAGCCCAGCACCAAGCCCAACCCCAGCACCAAGCCCAGCACCAGCACCAAUCCCAGCACCAAGUCCAACACCAAGCCCAGCACCAAGCCCAGCACCAAGCCCAGCACCAGUACCAGUCCCAUCCUCAGUCCCAUCUUCAGUCCCAGCCCAACCAGGAACCAGACCUCCAGCUGA